Messenger RNA from Diabrotica virgifera virgifera (western corn rootworm), 1566 nucleotides. Its product is annotated as CAAX prenyl protease 1 homolog. The transcript is spliced from 2 exons. Gene Ontology annotation, biological process: CAAX-box protein processing. Gene Ontology annotation, cellular component: endoplasmic reticulum membrane. Gene Ontology annotation, molecular function: metalloendopeptidase activity. Bases 150 to 1463 code for a protein of 437 amino acids. NCBI's taxonomy places the organism in Eukaryota, Metazoa, Arthropoda, Insecta, Coleoptera, Chrysomelidae. The record is from RefSeq and is a predicted model, not a curated record.
CUUGUCACUUGUCACUGUUGUCAAUUGUCAUUUAUCAUUAUCGAUAUAAAUAUAAAAUUUGCAGAAAGGUUUGGAUUUGGAAGACUGAAAACAGUGAAAACUGCAUUUUAAAUGGGAUUUAGUAGAAAUUAGAUAACAUUAUACAUUUAAUGAUGGAUUUAGAAUCAAUACAAAAUAUAUUUGACGCAACAUGUGUCCGGUAUUCCAUAGUAUUUCUUCUUUGGAUCGAGUUCAUCUGGGAAACAUAUUUAUCGUUCCGACAAUACCAAAAAGCACAAAGUGUAACAGAGGUCCCAGAAAUAAUUAAGAAGGUAAUGGAUGCAGAUGAAUUUGAGAAGGCGAGGCAAUAUUCACUAGCGAAAUUAAGAUUUGGUUUUGUAAGAGACACAUAUGGUAUUCUGUAUACUACCGUUGUAAUAACCUACGGUCUCCUCGCAUUUUUUUGGGACCAUGCUGAAUCUAUCAAUCCUGUAAAAGGAGAAAUCACAACUAGCUGCAUAUGGCUGUUUAGUGUCUCCCUUAUAUCAACAAUUAUCGAUUUACCAUUGACAAUAUACCACACAUUCGUGUUAGAAGAAAAAUUUGGUUUUAAUAAACAGUCCGCUGGAUUCUUUAUUUGGGAUAAGAUUAAAGCUUUUUUCGUUAGCCAACUCAUUACAUUGAUUAUUUGUUCAGUGAUUAUAAGUAUAAUUAAAAGUGGUGGGCAGUACUUCUUCAUCUGGCUAUGGGCUGUUGUUUGUGUUAUCUCAAUGGUUUUACUGACAUUAUAUCCUUCUGUAAUUGCUCCUCUCUUCGAUAAGUAUACACCAUUACCAGAAGGUGAAUUGAGAACAUCUAUUGAAAAUUUGGCUUCUGAAUUGAAAUUUCCUUUAACCCAACUGUAUGUAGUAGAAGGAUCCAAAAGAUCUUCUCAUAGUAACGCCUAUUUUUAUGGUUUAUUUAAAUCAAAAAGAAUUGUGUUGUUCGAUACAUUAUUGCCUAAGGAUGAUGGUACAGGAUGCAAAAAUGAUGAAAUCCUAGCAGUAUUAUCUCACGAAUUGGGACAUUGGUACCACAGCCACAUUAUCAAAAAUCUUAUUGUAAUGCAGGUUAAUCUGUUUUUAUUGUUCUUAGGAUUCUCUGUUAUAUUUAAGUACGAACCAUUAUACGAAGCUUUAGGUUUCGUUAAAGUUAGGCCUGUACUGGUAGGACUCUUUGUAGUAUUGCAGUAUGUUAUGAUGCCGUAUAAUACAGUUCUUAACUUCCUAAUGACUUGUUUAUCUAGAAAGUUUGAAUUCCAAGCUGAUGACUUUGCUGUGAAUCUAGGCAAAUCUGAGGCUUUAGAAAGAGCACUUGUACAACUGAAUAAAGAUAAUUUAGGUUUUCCAAUUAAUGAUUACCUUUACUCUGCUUGGCAUCACUCACAUCCUCCAUUACUAGAAAGAAUAGCCGUUUUGAGAGAGAGUGCGAGAAAAUCCCAAUAGACUGAGUUUUACACAACCAUUGUUACCUUUUUUGUAAGCAUUUUUUAUAGUUUAUUGAAUAAAAAUGUAAACAUUUAAUUUUAAAAUAAAUUAUAAGAACAUG